CACGAGCUUUCACCCCAAUACUUCGCCAAGUUAACCCUCUCGUUAACGUGGUGUCGAUGAUUUUCGGGAAAAUCGGGUAGUUCACCCGUGUCUUUCUAUCGUGCAUGGGUGACAGACACUGCUGAACUCGAUUGUUAUGGUUAUCUCAUGUUGGAAUUGGAAGUUUUCCCCGAGAGGUCCCUGGGGUGUGAGUCAUGGGAAUUCGUUCUCGGAAUGCAUCUGUCAGCAGCAAUAUCCAUCAUUCACCAUCAGGUGGAAGUUCUAAAAGGAGUAGAAUUGCUGUACAGUGAUCAGAAUCCACUUGAAGUUGAUAUCAUCAUACGACUCUCCAAUGAUGGUAUCAAACUAAUAUUUGACUCAAGAUGUCAGAGGCUGAAGGUGAUAGAGGUUUAUAGUAUGAAGAAGCUGAAGCUCAAAUAUAGUGGAAUGUCCUUCAAUACCCCAGAGAUCUCACCCACCAUUGAACAGAUUGACCAAUCUUUUGGUGCCACUCACCCUGGGGUAUAUGAUGCUGAGAAGCAGUUGUACAGUCUCCACUUCCGAGGGCUGUCUUUCUAUUUCCCCGUGGAAGCAAAGUAUCAGCCCCAGUAUGCCCAUGGCUUGGGAUCAUUCCAGUUCCCAAAUGGAGCAUCUCCUCAUGUUUCCAAGAUGCGUAUUUAUAGUGGAGAUGAUACCAAUGAUGUGGAAGCACCUCUGUCACCUUUAUGUUGUUACCAUAAUCAUGUGUACCUGGAACAACUUGAAGUAAUUCGAGAAAAUCACCUAACUCAUGGAGUUCGACUCAAAGUGUCAUGUGAAGGAACUCAGAAAGUGAUGGAUUUGAAGAAGCAGAUGCUUGGACAUGACAUAAGAUUUGGUGAGUCAUGCCAAGAUGUAUGCAGCAAAAUUGGUUCUCCUCAGCGAAUCUACUACAAAGCUGAGGACAAGAUGCGCAUACAUAGUUGCAGUGCUUUCAAGACUCAAGCAAUGAAGUCUGAUUACUUCUUCAACUACUUCACUUUGGGUCUGGACAUCCUGUUUGAUGCUGACACAGAUACUGUGAAGAAAUUUGUUUUGCACACCAAUUACCCAGGGCAUUAUGACUUCAAUAUGUAUCAUCGCUGUGAAUUUGUCCUGGUUGUGAUGCCUAACAAGUGCCUUGCUCCUAACUCCUCCCCCUCUGCUUCUUCAUCCUCUUCCUCUACUCAGACUCAAAUCAUGUCACAAGAAGAAGGUCUCAAGAUCACUGCCUUAAGUAAAUGGGAUGAAAUUGCCCACCUGCUGAAGCCUAGUCAGAGACCGGUGGUACUCAAUAGGACUUCUACCACCAACACUACCAAUCCCUUUGGAUCCACCUUCUGCUAUGGAUUUGAGGAUAUUAUUUUUGAGGUUAUGCCCAAUGGACACUUGGCUGCAGUAACAUUAUACCAGGUAUGAUAAUGAUUUUUCUGGUUCAUCCAUAUGGAAGAAAUGCACCAGAAAUGUACCAGCAUGUGAUAAUCAAGCAAAAAGUGAAAUACCUUUACCAUGACGGAG
Messenger RNA from Darwinula stevensoni, 1515 nucleotides. The record is from the annotation of a GenBank genome assembly. NCBI's taxonomy places the organism in Eukaryota, Metazoa, Arthropoda, Ostracoda, Podocopida, Darwinulidae.